ACAAAGCACCUCUCCGGAGAAGGAGGCUUGGCUCAACAACCUCCACUUCCCAUCUACUCACUUUUUGUUUGACUAAACUUAACAAAAAUGGCAAAGGCUAUUUUCCUGUUGGCACCUCUGCUAGUUUUGGGGAAUGUUUUCGUUAUCCAUGCUGCGUUUGACUCCAACCUCAUCAUAGAUAUGGCAAAAAUUGUCAUGGACAAUUAUUGCUCACCAGAGAAGCUGCAGGGGAUGAAGGAGGCAAUUGAAGCAGCCAGCAGCAACACGGAGGUUCUCAACAUCCCAGACGCUGAAACCUUGGCAAAUGUUCUCAGUGCUGGAGUCCAGACCACAGUCAGUGACCCACGCUUGAUGGUCUCCUAUGAGCCAAACUACGUCCCUGUGGUUCCCCCGAAGAUGCCCCCCUUGCCCCCUGAGCAGCUCAUUGCCGUCCUACAGACUUCGAUCAAGCUUGACAUCCUGGAGGGCAACAUUGGCUACCUGAGGAUCGAUCACAUCCUUGGGGAGGAGGUUGCUGACAAGGUUGGCCCUUUGCUCCUCGACCUGGUCUGGAAUAAAAUCUUGCCAACAUCAGCUCUCAUUUUUGACUUGCGCUACACUGGAAGCGGAGACAUGACAGGACUCUCCUAUAUUGUGUCUUACUUCACUGAAGCCGAGCCUGCACUUCACAUCGACAGCGUGUAUGACCGUCCCUCAAACACCACCACUAAGCUGUUUUCUAUGCCUGCACUCCUGGGGCAGAGAUAUGGCGUUACCAAACCCCUUAUCAUCCUCACCAGCAAAAACACCAAGGGCAUUGCUGAAGAUGUCGCCUACUGCCUCCAGAACCUGAAGAGGGCCACCAUUGUGGGCGAGAAGACCGCUGGGGGCUCUGUGAAAGUUGAUAAAAUCAAAGUGGGCGACACUGACUUCUACAUUACCGUGCCAACCGCAAAGUCAGUCAACCCCAUCACCGGCUCCACCUGGGAGGUUACAGGUGUGACCCCUGAUGUGGAGGUCAAUGCAGAGGAUGCCCUUGCGACUGCCAUCAAGAUUGUCAACCUCCGUGCCCAAGUUCCAGCCAUCAUUGAGGGAUCAGCAGCCCUGAUUGCCGACAACUACGCCUUUGAAGAUAUCGGGGCCAAUGUUGCAGAGAAGUUGAGAGGGCUACUGGCAAACGGCAAGUACAACAUGGUUGUCUCCAAGGAAAGUCUGGGGGUGAAGCUGUCUGCUGACCUGAAGACCCUGUCUGGAGACAAGAGCCUGAAGACCACCAGCAACACCCCAGUCCUUCCACCCAUGGAUUAUACUCCAGAGAUGUACAUUGAGCUGAUCAAAGUCUCCUUCCACACUGAUGUAUUUGAGAACAACAUCGGCUACUUGCGCUUUGACAUGUUCGGAGACUUUGAGGAGGUCAAGGCCAUCGCCCAGAUUAUUGUUGAGCACGUCUGGAACAAAAUUGUCAACACUGACGGUUUGAUCGUUGACCUCAGGAACAACAUCGGUGGCCCAACAACAGCCAUUGCAGGCUUCUGCUCUUACUUCUUUGAUGCUGACAAGCAGAUUUUGCUGGACAAGCUGUAUGACAGGCCGUCCGGCACCACCAUCGAGCUCCGAACCCUGCCUGAACUCACUGGAACAAGGUAUGGCUCCAAGAAGAGCCUGCUCAUCCUGACCAGUGGAGCGACUGCUGGCGCCGCAGAGGAGUUCGUCUACAUCAUGAAGAAGCUUGGCCGUGCCAUGAUCAUUGGAGAGACCACCGCCGGAACUUCCCACCCACCCAAGACCUUUGGUGUUGGUGAGACUGACAUCUUCCUUAGCAUCCCCACCGUCCACUCCGACACUGCUGCCGGGCCAGCCUGGGAGGGAGCUGGCAUCGCACCUCACAUACCUGUCGCAGCUGACGCCGCCCUUGAGACCGCCAAGGGCAUCCUCAACAAGCACUUUGCAGGCCAGAAGUAAACCAUGUCCUGAACAAAACCAGGGGGUUUGCAACAGUCACUUUUGCUUUGGCCAAAUAGUUUCAAGAUUUCAAAACUAGACUGGUCUAAGAAGUAAAGAAUGUAGAUUAAGUACAAAGUACAAAGUGUAAUCUGUUGUUCAUUAUGUCAAAACCUAAGCCUUUUUAGCCUGUUUGUAAUGUAGAGCAAAGGUUCAACAGUAGGAUCAACUUAUAGGUAUUAUUUCUGUUGAAUUUUACUGACUGCUGAAGGUUGUAAGAAUGAAUGGUGCUGAGAAGCCGAUUGUUUUGUGUGUCAAAGAUCAGUUGUAACAUUAAAACAACUUUAAAAAAUUACAUUUUUGGGAAAUCACAUUUAACACAGAUUAAGCACACACCAAAAAUGCUUUCAAACUAUGUUUGCGAUUAAUGAAUUAUGUUAGAUUUUUGGAUUUGGGACCUUUUGAAGUAAUACACUUAUUGCUCUGAGCAGCAAACCAUCACACGAUGUCCUCAUUGUGUACGGGAAAAACUGUAUGCC
Messenger RNA from Epinephelus moara (kelp grouper), 2459 nucleotides. RefSeq names its product retinol binding protein 3 (gene rbp3). The coding region runs from base 88 to 1941 and encodes 617 amino acids. NCBI's taxonomy places the organism in Eukaryota, Metazoa, Chordata, Actinopteri, Perciformes, Serranidae. The record is from RefSeq and is a predicted model, not a curated record. The transcript has 4 exons. Gene Ontology annotation, biological process: proteolysis. Gene Ontology annotation, molecular function: retinol binding; serine-type peptidase activity.